AAUGGGCUCUCUGCUAUCGUCGCUGCUGAGGCAAAAAGAAGCAGAGGUAGUGGAAGGAGGUGAUGGGCCCGAGAUGCAAAUUUGUCCGCUCGUCAAAGAGCGAGGGAAUAGUAGGCAGCGGAAAGAUGAAUGUGUUGUGACAAAGAACUCGGACGAGGGCCGGAACAAAGAUCCGGCAGACGGGAACUCCAGUAAGCUUGAACACUGCGUAGAAAGAUCCUCGUCAAGCGACAACAGACGUAGGAGCCCCCGCCUUCUCAUACGCCCUCUCGGACUUGAAGAGCAACGCAAUCGAAGUUUUCCAAUGGCUCAAAUCGCCACCGAGGCAAGUCUACUCGAUAAAAUUGCGGAGGCCGAGGAUCGAAGGAGGAAUGGAGAAAGUCGGGAUGCAAGCGCCACCAUAGAAGACAGCUCCACCUCCAGCUCGCUUGCACAUGCGCUUUAUACAAUGGUCUCUGAAGCUGGAGAUACGGGCUUAACAGUCCGUGAGGCAGGAAGGAAGGUGUUACAGCAGGGGCUAUUGAAACUCUUUGAGCCCGAGGACGUCCCACUUUCGGUGCAAGUUGCAAGAGCUAUGCGAAAGAACGCCUAUUUCAUAGAAGCUGGCGGGAGGUUUAUUUUAUGGAGCACGUUCCUGAGGAGGGAAUGCAGAACAGCUGCGCUGAGACGGAGGCCCAUGGCAGCGUCCGCUUGCAAUCCUAACGACAUGCAGAAUCCAGCACCAAGCAAGACGAGGAAAGGCACGCCUCUCAAGGCGGAGAUGAGGUGUCGGAAGCGGAGGAGGAGCAACCAGCACUGAAAAACCGGGUACUGUGAAACUGCUCCAAGCUCCUCUUUCCGCUUGAGUGCUUGUUUUCCCUCAGGCUUUUUGUUUGAGUGACUUCCAAGUCAUGCCUUGUCAUGACUCUCUCGACUCUCAGAUCGACAUGAGUGAUCGAGCUUUCACGGGUUUCCUCUUCA
Selaginella moellendorffii is the source of this 960-nucleotide messenger RNA. RefSeq lists its product as uncharacterized. NCBI's taxonomy places the organism in Eukaryota, Viridiplantae, Streptophyta, Lycopodiopsida, Selaginellales, Selaginellaceae. The coding region runs from base 2 to 799 and encodes 265 amino acids. The record is from RefSeq and is a predicted model, not a curated record. The transcript has 5 exons.